GAUUAUUCUCAGUCAACUUCACCAAUUUACACACUUCAAAGCAAAUCCCACUUUUUUGGUGAGAAAUAUGCAUAUUUUUACAGUUAAAUUGUGAAGUGAGUGGAAAUGGGCAAGAAAGAAUUAUUCUUUUCCUAACCUGCAACACUGUGUGCCUUGUUGAUUUUUCUACUUGGUUCACUUGUUCAUAGCCGCACACACGCACGCACACACACAUAUAACUGAUAUAUAAGCACAUGCAUAUGGGCUUAACUGUGAAAUUGCUAGAGCUGCAUCUUGGAUGUUCUUGAGUGUGAGAGUAGGUCCUUUCUCUGUACCCAUGUGGAAAUCAAUAUCUAAGUGGCGAUGUCUUUUUUCCAGGUGCUUGAUUUCUUGAAAAUAUGGCGAUUUGACUUGAAGAAUCAAUUGUUCAUCCCCUGAGGUUCUUGGAAAUGGAGGGCCAUAUGCAUAUGAUGAGAACAAUUGUUUUUAUGAUUUCUUGUUUGUGGGUGCCCAUGGAAGUCAUUGGCAUAACUGGAAAUGCCACUGCUCCUUCGGCUAGGCCAAGGGUGGUGAAUAUUGGAGCUUUAUUUACAUUAAAUUCAGCUAUUGGACGGUCGGCCAAGCCGGCCAUUCUUGCUGCAGUUGAUGAUAUAAAUUCUGAUUCUAGCAUUCUUAAGGGAACAAAGUUGAACCUCACCUUGCAGGAUACAAAUUGCAGUGGCUUUCUUGGAACUGUUGAAGCUAUGCAGCUAAUGGGUAAAGAUGUUAUUGCUGCAAUUGGUCCACAAUCGUCAGGAAUAGCCCAUGUUAUUUCCCACGUUGUGAAUGAACUUCACGUGCCACUCUUGUCAUUUGGGGCUACAGACCCAACUCUUUCUGCUCUGCAGUACCCAUACUUCCUUCGCACUACAACAAGCGAUUACUUCCAGAUGUAUGCAGUUGCCGAUCUUGUGGAAUACUUUGGAUGGAGAGAGAUAGUUGCCAUCUUUGUUGAUGAUGAUUAUGGUAGAAAUGGAAUUUCUAUAUUGGGUGAUGCACUUGCAAAGAAACGCGCUAAGAUUUCUUAUAAGGCGGCCUUUACUCCUGGAGCCACAAACAAUGACAUUGAUAGCCUGUUGGUUGGAGUGAACCUUAAGGAAUCUCGGGUUUUUGUCAUACAUGUAAAUCCUGACUCAGGUCUUACAAUCUUUUCAAUAGCAAAACGUCUUGGAAUGAUGGGCAAUGGAUAUGUUUGGAUUGCUACAGAUUGGCUUCCUUCUGUUUUGGAUUCUUCAGAUACCAUUAAUCCUGAUACUAUGGAUCUCAUACAAGGGGUUAUUGCACUUCGCCAUCACACAUCAGAUUCUAAACUUAAAAAAAGUUUUACUGCUCGUUGGAGAAACUUAAAAGAUAAAGAGACCCCAAAGUUCAAUUCUUAUGCUCUAUAUUCAUAUGAUUCUGUGUGGUUACUCGCUCGAGCUCUUGAUGCUUUCUUUGAUGAUGGUGGAACUGUUACUUUUUCUGAUGAUCCCAGACUGCAAAACAGCAAUGGUACCCUUCUGGGGCUAAAUGCCCUCCGAAUUUUUGAUCAAGGUCCAAAGUUACUCCAGAAACUUAUUACAACGAACUUCACAGGACUAACUGGAAAAAUACAAUUUGAUUCUGAAAAAAAUUUGAUUCUUCCGGCAUAUGAUGUUCUUAACAUUGGUGGAACUUCAUCGAGGUUGCUUGGUUAUUGGACAAAUUACUCAGGGCUCUCUACUGUUCCUCCAGAAAUUUUAUACACGAAGCCAUCAAACACUUCUACCAGUAAUCAACAUCUCUACGAUGUAAUAUGGCCUGGGGAAACUGUAACAAAGCCUCGGGGAUGGGUGUUCCCAAACAACGGGAAGCCAUUGCAAAUUGCUGUGCCAUAUCGAGUUACUUUUGCAGAGGUUGUGACUAAAGACAAAGGACCUGGAGGAGCCAAAGGAUAUUGCAUCGAUGUAUUUGAAGCUGCAAUAAGGUUACUGCCUUACGCUGUUCCUCAUGAUUAUAUCUUAUAUGGAGAUGGUCGAAGAAACCCUUCAUUUAGCAACCUUGUUUAUGAUGUGGCGCAAAAUAAAUAUGAUGCAGCUGUUGGGGAUAUUACUAUUACCACAAACAGGACGAGAAUUGUGGACUUUACACAACCUUUCAUGGAGUCUGGGCUUGUUGUAGUUGCUCCAGUCAGAGAGAUUAAAUCUAGUCCAUGGGCUUUCCUCAAGCCAUUUACUUGGCAAAUGUGGGGUUUAACCGGAGUGUUUUUUCUCUUCGUGGGAGCCGUUGUCUGGAUUCUUGAGCAUCGGAUGAAUCAUGAGUUCCGUGGUUCUCCAAGGCAACAACUGAUAACGAUCUUUUGGUUUAGUUUCUCAACAAUGUUUUUUUCGCACAGAGAGAACACUGUGAGCACCCUGGGACGUUUGGUGCUGAUCUUGUGGCUGUUUGUGGUUUUAAUUAUAAAUUCAAGCUAUACAGCUAGUUUGACAUCAAUUCUCACAGUACAGCAGCUGAGUUCGCGAGUUCAAGGGAUUGAUGGUUUGAUAUCAAGCACUGAUCCAAUAGGGAUCCAGGACGGUUCAUUUGCAUAUAAUUAUCUUAUUGAUGAGUUAAAUGUUGCAGAGUCGAGGCUCCGAAUAAUGAAAACCCUAAAUGAUUACAUUACUGCCCUUCAGAAAGGUCCGAGUGGUGGUGGGGUUGCUGCCAUUGUCGACGAGCUCCCUUAUAUCGAUCUAUUCCUUUCCAUCACAAAGUGCACAUUCAGGACCGUCGGACCGGAGUUUACAAAAAGUGGAUGGGGAUUUGCAUUUCCAAGGGACUCACCACUGGCAGUUGAUUUAUCAACAGCAAUUCUUCAACUUUCAGAAAACGGGGAUCUUCAGAGAAUCCACGAUAAAUGGCUUUCCCAUGAUGGAUGUUCUGGACAAACCAACCCAAUGGAAGAGAACCAGCUUUCGCUCAAGAGUUUCUGGGGCCUGUUUCUUAUAUGUGGCAUCGCUUGUUUCCUUGCUUUAGUAUUCUUCUUUUAUAGAGUUUGCUGGCAGUACAGCAGAUAUAGUGCAGAGGGAGAGCAGCACGAUAUUGAAGAACACGAAACUGCACGUCCCAUUAGACGAUCCAUUGGAAGCACAAGCUUCAAGGAUCUGAUUGAAUUUGUGGAUAGGAAAGAAGCUGAAAUCAAGGAAAUACUUAAAAGGAAGAGUAUGGAAUCCAAAAGGCACCAUCCCAGACAUGUUUCUGAGGGGCAAAGCAGUUCACCAACUUGAAAAAAAGAUUUAGUCCAUUGCCUUGUAUAUGAUUUGAACAUUUCAGUUUGUAUGUUGCAUAAUCAGGUAGGCAGUUUACAUUGAAAAUGUCAAUGGUAAAAAUUGGUAGAAACUAUAUUCCUUUUUUAUCAAUAAAAAUGAUUUUGAAUCUUCUUGGCAA
Molecule: messenger RNA, 3402 nt
Organism: Olea europaea var. sylvestris
Lineage: Eukaryota; Viridiplantae; Streptophyta; Magnoliopsida; Lamiales; Oleaceae
Product: glutamate receptor 3.4-like
Exons: 8
Coding region: 429-3242 (937 amino acids)
Cellular component (GO): plasma membrane
Molecular function (GO): glutamate-gated receptor activity
Source: RefSeq, a predicted model, not a curated record